UUUCAGGCAACUGUACUCACUACUCAAAAGGAUAUGGAAAAACAAGCGGUCCUAGGCAGAGCUUGUGCCUUCCUAUCAUCUCUCCCCUGAUUUUUCACAAACCAAAAGCGCCCAAAAGCCCUAAGAAGCCGCUGCGAACCGUCUGAUCUGCUAAGCUACCUUAACUUUCCGAUCUCUAAUCCUGAAGAAAUUCGACUCGAACGGAUCACGUGCGUAUCCCCUUCGUAUCCAGGCCGUCUCCAAUGCCAUUGACUCAGUAACUGGCGAACCAUACACCCUAGGAUUGCCCCACACGCGAUUUCUCAUCAGAGCUUCAGCAACAUGCACCAAUCUUGGAACCCUUCUCCAGUUUCUUUGGAUUUUAGUAGUGGUAUGAAGUGUGUGAUAGUACAAUGGCAAAAGCUGCAUUGAUUGUAUGAUUGCGAGCAACCAACAUAGCUAGAUACUAUAUCUUCAUCCAAGUGCUUCAAUAUGAAUGCUGUUGGAUGCUCUCUAACUUCUGGUGGCGUUGGUAUGUCCUGUGAGCCUAAUAACUUCAAGUCCUACAAUUCAUCAUUUACAAGGCAUUCCCAAUUGUAUUCUAAGGCACCCUUCUCAGCCAUUAGGAGCUCACAGGGGGUUCAUCUCAAUCUAACAUCUUGCUUCUCCCAAGGAACAAGGUUUCCGAGUCUUUCUUCUGCAUCAUCGCGUCAUUUAUGUGGGGAAUAUCGUGGCUUUUCAGAUCAUUUUCGAAAAUCUCCAAAGCAAAGUAGGUUUUCCUUUUGCACUAGAGCAUCAGCUAAGGAUGUCCCCAAAAGUUUCCGAUACCCACCCAUGACAAAGAAGCCAAUGUGGUGGUGGAGAUCCUUAGCGUGCCUCCCCUAUCUAAUGCCCCUCCACGAAACGUGGAUGUAUGCCGAGACCGCAUACCAUCUUCACCACUUCUUGGAGAAACUCGAAUUCUUGACAUAUCCCUUUCUGCGGGCCAUAGGGAGGUUGCCAGGCUGGUUCCUCAUGGCCUACUUCUUUGUUGCUUACCUCGGGAUUGUUAGGAGAAAGGAGUGGCCCCACUUUUUCCGGUUUCAUAUGGUGAUGGGCAUGCUCUUGGAGAUUGCCUUACAGGUUAUAGGAACUGUGAGCCGUUGGAUGCCACAAGCCGUUUAUUGGGGGAAGUUUGGGAUGCAUUUCUGGGCUGCUGUUGCGUUUGCUUAUCUCUUCACAGUUUUGGAGUGCAUCAAGUGUGCGCUUUUCGGAACAUAUGCUGAUGUUCCGUUUGUUUGUGAUGCAGCUUAUAUUCAGAUUCCUUAUGAUUGAUUGGUUGGUUGAUUACUCUCGGGCAUUAAAGCUUCCUUCGUUGGAGAUGGUAGAUUUGUCUAUUUGGAUACUAAUAUGAUGACUUAUUUGCAUUGAACAAUAUUGAUGGAUUGCUUUUAUGUAGAUGGACAAAACUACUUAACAAGGCUUCAUAUAAUUCCCUACAGGUCUUAGAUGCAAAGUCAAACAAGUUUAUCCAGCACUAAGAUGCAUGGGACUCACUUAUAUAAGUAUAUAUUGUGCUUGUUGGGUCAAAAUUCAUGUUUCUGGAGUAAUCAAAUGAGUAUCUUUUUGAAUUGGAGCUAGGAUAUGCAGUCCAAACACUUCUCCCAAAAGAGUACUUUUAAAUGUUCUCCACUAGUUAAACCGUCUGAUCCUAGGGGUCUUCAUGAAUGGUUGCAUUUCUUCUUCAACAUAUGAAUACAUGACAGCAGUGUAUAGCACAAUGUGUACACCUGGUUUGUUUCCAAGUGUUGCGUUUUUUGUUUUGGUAUUGUUGGGUUUCAGACUUUACUUCGGAUGGCUAAAGUUCAGUUGUUACGUUGAUUGUUUAUUAGAAGAAAACUUAUAUUGUUGGGUUUCAGACUUUCAGCCCGACCCGUAACGUGGACCGGCCGGGGCUUAAUUGUUUAUUAGAAAAAAAUUGUUUCACUUGUUGGGG
Messenger RNA from Cuscuta epithymum, 1954 nucleotides. The record is from the annotation of a GenBank genome assembly. Lineage: Eukaryota; Viridiplantae; Streptophyta; Magnoliopsida; Solanales; Convolvulaceae.